CGAGAAAUAAAUAAAAUUCUUUGUAAAAAAAUAUUGUUUUAAAAGAGUCUAAAAGAAAAGUGAAAAAGUUUUUAUAAAAGAUGGCGGAUCCUCUUAGUUUGUUACGCCAAUACAAUAUAAACAGAAGAGAAAUUAUUGAACGUGAUAGUCAAAUAAUAUUUGGCGAAUUUUCAUGGCCAAAAAAUGUGAAAACAAAUUAUUUGAAAUAUGGUUCGGGUAAAAAGGGAGCUCCACGCGAAUACUACACUUUGGAAUGUUUACUAUAUCUGCUAAAAAAUGUUAUGCUACAACAUUCGGUGUAUGUGCGUCAAUGUGCAGCUGAAGAUAUACCGGCAGUUAAUCGGCCCGAUCGUAAAGAAUUAUUGGCAUACCUUAAUGGCGAGAGCAUUACUUGCCAGAGUAUAGAUAAAAGUGCCCCAUUGGAAAUACCCACGCAGGUAAAACGACCAGUCGAAGGCGAUGCAACGGGUGUUGAAAAUGCUGCCAAAAAGGCCCGCUUCGAAGAUACCCAAGUGCAAAAGGUGCGGGAGCAAUUAGCAGCACGAUGGGAUGUUAAUAAAAAGGAGACAACAGUCAAUAUUGAUAAUAUUAAAUCCUUGUCAGAGACCAUGUCGGUGGAAAAAAUUGCGGCAAUUAAAGCAAAACGCUUAGCUAACAAACGUACCACAAUUAAACGUACCGACACUGAGGAUGCAAUGGCCACUGAUUUAAGAGCAAUUCUUGAUUUUGAUGUAGAUUCAACCAAAGAUAUUAUAAGUCGUGAGCGCAUCUGGCGUACGCGUACUACUAUCUUACAAAGUUCGGGCAAAUUAUUUGCCAAAAAUAUUUUAGCCAUAUUGGCCGGAAUAAAGGCAAGAGAGGAAGGACGUAAUCGUCCUAUGCAGCCGAAUCCAAUAAAAAUGCCGGAACCGACUCGUAUAAAUAAGCCGCAACCGCAACUAACACAGUACAAUCGCUAUGAUCAGGAACGCUUCAAUAGACAAAAAGAAGAAACUGAGGGUUUUAAAAUUGACACAAUGGGAACUUAUCAUGGAAUGUCCCUAAAAUCAGUGACAGAAGGAUCGCAAGCACAACGCAAGGCGCAAAUGACACCACAGCUUAAUCGCGCCAAAGAAUUGCCGCCAGUGGCACCAGUCCGUCAAGCUCCGUCUAAUUUACAAAAACGCGUCUCACGAACACCUAUCAUUAUAAUACCAUCUGCUAAUACCAGCCUAAUAACAAUGUAUAACGCUAAGGAUAUACUGCAGGACCUAAAGUAUGUUAGCACUGAAGAAAAGAAAAAUGCUGGCAGUACACGUGACAAUGAAGUGCUUCUACAACGGAAACGACAAAAUGUAACUGUACCUUAUCGUGUCAUUGAUAAUCCGCAAAAACUUACAGCUCAGGAUUGGCAACGUGUUGUGGCUGUAUUUGUUAUGGGUCCCGCUUGGCAAUUUAAAGGUUGGCCUUGGGAUGGCAAUCCUGUUGAAAUUUUCUCCAAAAUUUGCGCUUUCCACUUACGUUUCAGUGAAUUGAAAUUGGAUGCAAAUGUUGCCAAGUGGUCAGUUACGGUAUUAAAUUUAUCGCAGAAUAAACGUCAUUUAGAUCGAGCAGUAUUAAUGACUUUUUGGGAGAAUCUUGACAAAUACAUGGCGAAAUACAAACCAGAGCUGCGGUUUUGAAUGUGUGGCCUGGAUGGCAUUUUCAAAAUUUGUUUUAUGUCGCUAUUUAUGUAUUUAAAUUGGAUUUUCUCGCUUAACUGGGAAACUAAGCUGUUUAUUGCCAAUUGAUUGAUAGUCGAUUACAUUUUAGGUUAGCAUAAAAAUUAAUUAUUUUACUUUAUUUUUUGUAGCAUAGAAAUUUUUGAAUGCAAAUAGUUUCUCUUUACCGAGUUUGCUACAAACUUGGGUUAAGCGAUAAUUAAACUUCACAUAUUGUUACAUAUAUAUAUGUAAGGAUACUUAAAAACAAGAAUUUGAAAAAAGAAAUUUAUAUAAAAAAAAA
Messenger RNA from Glossina fuscipes, 1983 nucleotides. It is a transcript of the gene hyx, whose product is annotated as parafibromin. NCBI's taxonomy places the organism in Eukaryota, Metazoa, Arthropoda, Insecta, Diptera, Glossinidae. Gene Ontology annotation, biological process: positive regulation of transcription elongation by RNA polymerase II; transcription elongation by RNA polymerase II. Gene Ontology annotation, cellular component: Cdc73/Paf1 complex. Gene Ontology annotation, molecular function: RNA polymerase II complex binding. The coding region runs from base 81 to 1661 and encodes 526 amino acids. The transcript has 8 exons. The record is from RefSeq and is a predicted model, not a curated record.